Monopterus albus (swamp eel) is the source of this 5328-nucleotide messenger RNA. RefSeq lists its product as uncharacterized. The coding region runs from base 75 to 4061 and encodes 1328 amino acids. Gene Ontology annotation, biological process: regulation of DNA-templated transcription. The record is from RefSeq and is a predicted model, not a curated record. Lineage: Eukaryota; Metazoa; Chordata; Actinopteri; Synbranchiformes; Synbranchidae. Gene Ontology annotation, molecular function: RNA polymerase II cis-regulatory region sequence-specific DNA binding; DNA-binding transcription factor activity, RNA polymerase II-specific. The transcript has 2 exons.
GAAAUGUCAUUCCUUGUUCAGGCUGGUUAGCAUGAUCCUUGUGUGCUCUGGGCAAGGGGGUGCAUGGGUGAAACAUGGCUGCCGUAGACCCUUCGGAGUCUCCAAAGCGACAGAAAUCCUCUGCAGAGGAGGUGGAAACAUCUGGGGAGAAGUCCGAGGCGGGUGUGUUGGGAUGCAGCUCGAACCAGAAAGGUGAAACAUGUAAUAAAGCCGCGGAGAUCCCCGACGAUGAGCAGAGACCUAGUGUUGGCAACGACUGCGGUUGUAAUGCCAGCCAUUCUGAGGUUAGUGUCGAGUCCGGUGCUGGAGCCGACAAAACGACAUGUACUUCACCGGAGGACCUAACAUCGGCCGAAAAAAUGGCAGAGGCUUCUGGCGACGUACUACGGGCUUUCGACUGGUCCGAAACUGAAAACGACGAUGAAGAGGCGAAAACACAGAAGAGGGAGAAUGAAAAGUGUGACCGCAAUAAUGUUACAAAGAGUGUUAAAGAAGUGCAGCAGGAGUCCCAUGGUUGUGACAGCAUUAUUGCUGAUGCAGAGGGCAUCCACGAGGAGGAAAACUCGCAUCCUGAGGAGAAGAGUGCAGAAAAGGAAAAGGCUGAGGGCCUGGUGGGAGACAUAGAUGGGACAGAGGAGGGGGGUGAAGAUGAUGAAGAGGCAGACCGAGGGGAGGAUGCUGAUUUGACAGCUAAGCCAAAAAAGUGUCGUUUGGUGUGCAAGGAGUGCGGAAAGAGGUUCAACCGCCGCGAGACGUUCAACCUUCACCGCCACUUUCAUGCACAUGAGGAUGAGCUCACACCUCUCACCUGCAAAGAGUGCGGCCUUACCUUUCAGCACCGCAGCAGCCUCAUUAAACACAGAAAUGAACAUAAAGAGAAGGAGGAGCAACUUGUAACUCCAAAGAAGGAAGUCCAAACAAAGGAUGAGGGUAGUUUUCAGUGUGCAGAAUGUGAGAGGACCUUCUCUACAGUGGAUAAGCUGAGGGACCACAACUGCAGCAAUACAGUAGAAAAGCCUUACCAUUGCCCUCUGUGCCGCCAGGAGUUCCAUUCUAGAGUUUCUGUCUCUAGGCAUGUGAUGACCCACUCCCUGGAGAACAUCUUUACAUGCCAAGAGUGCAAUCAGGCUUUCACAAACACCACAGCCCUCCACUACCACCAGCGAUGUCACGCCGCUCUCAAACCCUAUGAAUGCCCAGAGUGUGGCAUGGUUUUCAAACACUACUCUGUCAUGGAAAAUCACCGUCGCAAGCACACAGACAACACGCGUGCUCACCUGUGCAACAUCUGUGGUAAGACCUUCAAGUAUAGUAGUCUCCUCCAUCAGCAUCAGUAUCUGCACACAGGCCAGAAGCCUUUCCGCUGCCCUGAAUGUGGUAAAAAAUUUGCCUUUGCGCAGAACAUGAAGGCACACUGCCGCCAGCAUAGACUGCAUGUAAACAACUCCUCCAUUGAGCAGCCCAGCAAGCAGGCCCCUGUUUCUGCACAGGAGGCAGUUAGAGGGCCAGGAAAAGAGAAUACAUACCAGAGCGCAGAACCGAGACGCACAUUCAACUGCCCCCUUUGUCCCCAGACCUACUGCACACCAGCUAACCUGAGGGCCCACAUGCUUAUUCAUGAGGCCGAGUAUGAGAAGCUGGAGAGAACACCCAGAUCCCCGAGGGACAUUCAGAAACAGUGGGACAAAGGACACAGCUGUCCACAUUGCCCGAGUAUUUUUCGUGAUGAAUCUAGUUUAAAGGUACAUCUAUUAAGUGUCCACAAGUCUGUAGCGCAAUACUUAGAAAGAGUGGCAGCACCACCAAAAAAGCAGUUCAAUCCAUUAAGCAGUGAUUAUUUACAGGGGAAAUGGAGAAGUGAUAGCAUAAGCAUUAAGUCAUACAAGUGUUCUGAGUGUGGAAAAACGUUCCGCCAUCGAUCAGUGUUAGAGCUACAUAUGCGUAUACAUUCCAAGGAUAAGCCUUACCAGUGCAAAGUGUGUGGCAAGGGCUUUCGAUUCAGUAGCUACUUACAGCAGCAUCUCAUCAUUCAUACAGGCAAGAAGCCAUACAAAUGUCCUGACUGUGGAAAGGACUUUGCCUUCCUGCAGAACAUGAAAACACACCAGAAGCUGCAUCAGGAGAGACCGUUCCGCUGCACAAGCUGCCGCAAAGGCUACAGUGAUGAGAUCCAACUGCAGCACCAUAUGUUGUCACACAAUGGUGACAAACCUCACAAGUGUGAUCUGUGUGACAAGAGCUUUGGAUUAGCUUAUCUGCUCCGUGAUCACAUGAACACACACACAGGAGAGAGACCUCAUCGCUGUGAUGAGUGUCACAAAACCUUCUCCUGGUUUAGCAGCCUGCUAGUACACCAGAAAAUUCAUGCUCGGAAGCGCCAAGGUUACAGCCAGUAUACUUGUUUCCCAAUUGCUGCUAGGAUGAGAGGCAGGGGGACCAGAGGGAGGAGGGCGGGGAAGCUCAUGUGGGGCUGGUCUAGACCAUUAGGAGGCUCAGGGAUGGUUAACUCUCAGUCAUUGCCAUUCUCAGUUUCUGUGCUGAGGGAGGCUGAGCUGCACAGAAGGCCAGUCCACCCGCAGUCUUCCAUGCUCCCGUCUCGCGUGGAUUUACAAAGCAGGCAGCAGCAGGAACCGUGGAUGUCCGAGCUACAUCCUCAGCCGGUGCAGUGGAAGGUGGACGGUGGGGAGGUAAUGCCUGCCCCAUCGUCACAGCAGCAACAUGCAGCCCCGCAGCAGGCAAAGUUUGACAGCCUGCCACAGCCAGGCCUACAGCAGCACCAUCACAGAAGUCCAAGCUGGGCAGACAGCCCUUUGCUAGCUCAGUCAGGCCCCACAUCUGCUCAGAGUUUAGAGUCAUCUCACAUGAAGGAGAGUGCAGCUUGUAUGAUCAGCUCCCACUUGGCAUCUGUGCCCAAAAAAUCCAGUCCAUUAGCAGGGAGUGAGAUGGAGCAGCACAGACAGCCCAAGGCUAUUACAUGGAGUAGCACCCCCACAUCCACUGUGCUGGCUUCCACAAGCUCUCUGCAGCGUGAUUUUUCCAUUCCCCCAUCAUACAUUGAUGGAGCAGCUCUGUGGAGCAUCAGACCCACUUCACUAGCAAAUUCACAGAGCUCUCCAAAUAAGCUUGGUCAAGAGCUACAGCUGCCGAGAUGGCCAGGUGCCCCAGUGUCAGCACAAAAGGAGCCAUCCACACCGCCCAAAAAAGAGGACAGUAGAAUGUGGGACAUGAGUAAUCCUCAAGUAAUACCGUCGACUGUUAGCCAGCCGGAGAAGCCAUGGAACGGCUGUGAGCCACAAAAGCAGUGGGCUCCAGGCUUAGGGGGUGCAUCCACCUCAACACAAAUAGACCAAAGCAGUGCUAUGCCAAUUUCAACUCCUGUUUCUCACGGCGUAGGUAGCACCUUGUGGGACAUACAGACACCACCAGGAAUUCCAAAGACUAUAAACACCCCUGAGAAAAUGGUAAAGAAUCAAGAUUUUCAGCUACAGCAAAAGCAGGUGUCAUCUAGCUGGGCCAGUGUACAGAGUCAGACAGCGACACAGAAGGUUCCCAUCUCCAUUCAGUACGACCCUCAUCGUUUUAGCCAGGGGAUGGGAACGCCAGUAUGGGGCUUCCAAAGUAAUCCAGUGGGUCCUCAAACGUUGCUUACUGGUCAGCUCAAACCAGGGAAUGGACAGGAGCUGCAGCAACAGCCAAUGGUAACAGGCACUCAAAUAAUCAUAAAUCAGCCUUCUCCAUUUUUCUCACCUCCACUUGCUCCACUCCCUCCUCUUCCUUUGCCUGGCCCUCACUCUCUUCACUCUGUCGCAGUUGGUGCACUUCCAAGACCUCCACACCCAAAUAUUUUUUUCACACCACAGGCAGUCAUGAGUGAGAGGUCACACAUGCCACAGACCCUGCCCCUACCUCAGCUUGCCCCACGGACUGAACCUCACAAACUUGGACCCCGUUUGCCUUUUGCUCCCGAACGGCUUCUCCAGUGCAUGAUAUGCGGGUGCUCUCUUCCUCGAGAGCUGGACCUACAAAUGCAUUACUUGCAACAUGCACAAGGAGAGAUUUAACAUUUCUACACUAGCAACAAUAAUUAUGUUUUUUAUCUAAUUUUUAUUUAGUGGAACCUCAUUUGUUUGACCCUCAGUUGUGCAGUUUGACCAGUUGAGUAGAUGGGCAUUAGAAAUAAAUGCAUAAAAGUGAAAUUUGCACACUUGAUCCACAUUUGAUUUUAUGUCUUUCAGCUCCAAAUUAGACUGCACAGUGUUGUUUGAAAUGGUGUACACAUGUGCCAUUAAAUUAGUUUCACUCUUUUUUUUUAAGUUAUCCAAAUACUUACCUGGCUUAAAUACUCUCUGAGGGGGAAGCACGUUAAUGAGGUUUUGUGGUCGACAUUUCAUUUAUUGCCAAUAACAUUUAGAUUUAGAUAAUAUUAGUACUUUUAUAGUUCUGUUCAUAUGUCCUGAACCAUUUGAACUGUGUUUCUUCAUGUAUAGUAUACUGUGUGCCUUUUCUGAGUAGUCUGCAUGUCUGCUGUCUUGGUAUUCUAGGCCUAGUUUGUGCUUAAAGUAGACUCAACAAUGUGACCUCACUCCCAAAACACAGAGCAACUCUUUCUAAGUUACUGUAAAGAAAUGUAUGUUUUUGCUUUCUUUGGGCGAGGGGGGUUCACAGAUUACAUAUUUCAGAAUAUACAAUGAAAGGUUGAGUACAUAAAGUAUACUCCUGUUAGAAAACACUUGUAUUCACAGGGCCAUUGGCUGGGUCCAUAUAUCUCAUAACUAAAGUUCUCAUUAUACAGUCAAAGUGAAAGUAUCUGUAAACAAAAUGUGAUGGUCACACGUAAAGGUAAUUUCAAAACGCAUUUUCUGUAAAUUGAACAUCGACUGACUAUUGGGAACUGGGAGAAAGUAGUGUCAUUACACAAUUGUUGCUGGCACUUGUCAAAAUGAAUUUAGUGAUAAAUUUAUAUUUAUGCAAUGUUUUGUCAUUAAUGUUUUUAGAAUGAUGAGGCAAAUAUGAAAUCAAUUAUCUAAAAUAUGUUUUGCUCUAAUCUGUCAAAUUUAGCUAAUGUUUGGCAAUGUGCCAUGAAUGAUACACUGCACAAUUAGGCUUUAAAAAAGAUUGUGGUUGGUAGUACUUAACAUCUACUGUAAAAUUAAGUCCACUUUUGAGUCAAUGUAUUAUUUGUGAAUAUUUCACCAACUGUAGAUUUAGCUGAGCACAGAAUCCCAUCUCCUUUGUUAUGAAAAUGGGCAUAGAGUGGCUUUGGUUGCCCAAUAAAUGACUGAAAUUUUUCAUUAAUACUGUAAAAUAAACACAAGGUCCAUUUGUGGG